CGUGUUCAUUUGUGUCCCUUCUUUGCAUUAAAAGAGGAGCGAGUCUCCAGAUAAGAAUUAAAAAUUGAUACACAAACCUGAAAAUCCAUUGACAGCUGCCGCUUUGAUACAUGGAGUCACACAAUACUUAGAUAGUCUUUCGGCGGAGCUGCAAAUUUUACAAGCGGGCAAAUCGAACCCGAAAACAAGGUGGAGUGACAGAAAGGGAGGCUGUUUAUGUAGCUAGCUUGCUAGCUGGCUAGGCUACAGGGUCUCUGACGAGGAGGACAAAACACUGAAGAAAAAUUCGACAAUCACCCUUUCCUGACGGAAAGGGCUACGGCUUUCCUCCUCCUGACAAGCCUGCCGUUAUGGCUCACCUCCGGGACUUGAGGAACCAGAACUCUCGUCUGGACCCAGAGGAGUACUUCACCAAGCUGGAGCGCAUUGGGAAGGGCUCCUUCGGGGAGGUGUACAAGGGCAUCAACAACCGCACCAAGGAGGUGGUGGCCAUCAAGAUCAUCGACCUGGAGGAGGCCGAGGACGAGAUCGAGGACAUCCAGCAGGAGAUCACCGUGCUCAGCCAGUGCGACAGCCCCUUCGUCACCAAGUACUUCGGCUCCUUCCUCAAGGGGACCAAGCUGUGGAUCAUCAUGGAGUAUCUGGGAGGGGGCUCAGCCCUAGACCUGCUGAAGCCGGGGCCUCUGGAGGAGACGUACAUCGCCACCAUCCUGAGGGAGAUCCUGAAGGGGCUGGAUUACCUGCAUUCCGAAAGGAAGAUCCACCGGGACAUCAAAGCAGCCAACGUGCUCCUGUCGGAGCAGGGUGACGUGAAGCUGGCGGACUUUGGGGUGGCCGGGCAGCUGACGGACACUCAGAUCAAGAGGAACACGUUUGUGGGCACGCCCUUUUGGAUGGCGCCCGAGGUCAUCAAACAGUCGGCGUACGACUUCAAGGCGGACAUCUGGUCCCUGGGAAUCACAGCCAUCGAGCUGGCGAAGGGGGAACCCCCAAACUCAGACCUGCAUCCCAUGAGGGUCCUCUUCCUCAUUCCCAAGAACAAUCCGCCCACCCUCGAGGGCACCUACAGCAAGCCUUUCAAGGAGUUUGUGGAGGCCUGCCUCAACAAAGAUCCCCGAUUCAGACCCACAGCCAAGGAGCUGCUGAAGCACAAGUUCAUCACACGCUACACCAAGAAGACGUCCUACCUGGCGGAGCUCAUCGACCGGUACCGCCGCUGGAAGUCGGAGGGCCACGGAGAGGAGUCCAGCUCCGACGACUCGGACAUGGACGGUGACGGGGACGACAGGGACCAGUGUCCCAUGUGGACCUUCCCCACAGUGCGGCCCAGCUCCCUGAACAAACUGCAGAGGAGCUUCAACAAUUCGGACUCAAAGAUGACAGAGGCAGUGAAGAGGCAGCCCAAGUCUCAGUGUCUCUCAUCGCUGAUCACACCCAUCUUCAGAGAGCUGAAGGAGAAGCGGCACGCGGGCGGCGGCAGCUUGGGCGCCGUCGAGGAGCUGGAGAACGCGUUCAGCCUGGCCGAGGAGUCCUGCCCGGGCAUCUCCGACCGCCUGGUCACGCACAUGAUGGAGAGAGUACGCAUGUUUUCACUAAACGGGAACACCACGCCCUCGUCGCGGUGAGACCCGGUGGCUGCCAUCCCACCACCCCCCCCCACCCCCCCACCCUGGGAAAACCAUCUGGACAAACCCCUCCCUGCCCAUCCAGUCCCAGGUGCUUCUGGCUCCCAGAGACCAGAGCUCUCCUGCUCACCACCCCCUUCCACUCCCCACAGACCUUUUAAUUAGAGCUUACAAUCCAAUAUUUUUACACUUUUUCGUCAUAGAACUGUGAAUGUUUAAAAAAAAAAACAAAUUUCAGGGGCUGUGUAUAAACCAUGAGGCCAUGUCAUACCCAAUAAACUCAACGGAGGUGAAGGCGGGUCGCUAGUUAUGUGCUUCUUGGCCGGGCCCACCCGGCACAACGGUCACAUGCGACGGAGGUCGAUGCCACGCAAAAACAUGAGGGGGAGGGGAAAUCCAGAGAGGAGAGAAAGCAGAGACAGGAUUGCUGUUAAAGUCCAAAUUUUAUUUGUCUUUUCACUGAAAUAACGCUUGAUCGGCAACAUGCAGGGUCUGCAGGAACGGGACUCCUACACGCUACUAAAUAAAUAGACAGGAAGUCAUGUGAGAGUGAGAACAUCUCUUGAGGAGGAAAUAAAUCAAACGAGCAAGGUGGGGACAGACGGGUGCAUGGCGGAGCCCCCUGACCGGUUUCUAAACGCUCCCCGAUAAAGAAGUUACAUUUCUUCUUUUUUUUUUGGGUGGGGGGGCGGUGAUGCUCGGAGCUCUGUCCCACAGGCCCCUCGCGUCCAGACCGAGCGAGAGAGAAUUCCAGUCCUCACAUACAACAGAGACUACAAUGCAGCUGCACUUUAUAACAGGGGGGGUAUAUGGGGCUGAAUUCUCACCAUUAGCCAAUGUAAAGCAACUUGUGCUCACUUUGAUUUAUACACAGUUUACAGGUAGGGGGCGCUGUUCUUUCGGUGACCAGGUUUCCAUGUCUAAUUAAGACCUCCAGCGGCGAGUGAUCCGUCGAGCAAUCUGUAACCGUCCUCCCACAGCAAUACCUGAAUGACCAUAGCGAUUUAAUUUUUACUAACGAUGUGACAUUUCACGUCGAUUCAUCGAGAAUUGCGGUAUAAAAUACUGUGUAUGGGUUACGAUGUCAGCUUAUACUGGCCUUUGUGCAGAAGGGAAAAUUGAUAUGGAUGUAAACUCCCAUUGACAACUAUAAAAGCUCUCACAGAAGGAAAAAUGGACAUUGUCAUUACAUGGAAUACAUGCCUAUUAUAAAGGUUUUUACUGAAGAACUAAACUAUUUCAAAUGAAAUAUUUUAAACGUUUAACUUGGAGAGGAGCUUGGAUGAACUAAAAAAUAUGAUACUGUUUGUACCCUCAGUACAACAUCAAUGCUUUCCUGUUAGUGACAGUGCUCAUUACUCUUUAAUUUGAAACAUUUUGGCAUUCUCAAAAUGAUGAACAUAUUAAUUGUUUAAGCCUGUUAUGUACUAAAAAUACUGUGAAAACCUGUAUGUGCAAAAUAACUCACCCACUGCGUGCAGUGCACCUGACAGACACUGCUGUACCAGUGUGUUCAGACAGACCUUUAUGCUUCUUUCAAGUGUAAUCCAUUCAGUUUAAAUGUAGUUAAUUUGCCUGCACCAAACUCAUUUGGACUGGCUUUAUUUUUUCAAUUAAGCACGGCUAAUUGCCUUGUUGUGUGUUCAGAAUGGGUACAGAAAAGCAUAGUGGAUUUCAACAAAUCACAGAACCCAGUCACCAAACACAGUAUGCCCCAUGAGUAGACCUGGCAUACUACUGGUGCUGUGAAGCACUAGCCAUUAUUUAAACACACACUGCAAAAGCAGUUUAAAAAAAAAAA
Messenger RNA from Anguilla anguilla (European eel), 3426 nucleotides. It is a transcript of the gene stk25a, whose product is annotated as serine/threonine kinase 25a. The transcript is spliced from 11 exons. Gene Ontology annotation, molecular function: protein kinase activity; ATP binding. Lineage: Eukaryota; Metazoa; Chordata; Actinopteri; Anguilliformes; Anguillidae. The record is from RefSeq and is a predicted model, not a curated record. Gene Ontology annotation, biological process: protein phosphorylation. The coding region runs from base 351 to 1625 and encodes 424 amino acids.